AUGGCUGUCGGAGCUCCUGCCCAGGGCCUUCAUGAUGUGGCUCUCCAACGUCGCCAAAAGCUUAUGGGUGCCAGUGGCCCAGCAGCUUUAGUUAAAAACCUUCGUGUUUUCAGUAUUGCCUUGUUCGCUUGCAUUGGAGGACUAUUAUAUGGCUACAACCAAGGUGUCUUCUCUGGUGUUCUCACCAUGAACUCAUUCAUGUCCCAUAUGGGAAAUUAUGAUAGCACAGAUCCAGCAGAUCAAAGUAGAAAAGGGUGGUUAACAAGUAUUUUGGAAUUGGGUGCUUGGCUAGGAUCACUCCUGAGUGGAUUUAUGGCGGAGGCUGCUAGUAGGAAGUAUGGGAUUUUGAUCGCAACUGCCGUCUUCAUCGUAGGCGUCAUAAUCCAAGCCACCGCCAUAUCAGCGGGCCACUCUGCCAUCCUCGGCGGUCGUUUUAUAACCGGCCUGGGCGUCGGAAGUCUCAGCAUGAUCGUCCCAAUGUACAACGCCGAAGUUGCCCCCCCAGAAGUACGCGGUUCUCUCAUUGCCCUCCAACAACUAGCCAUCUGUGCCGGCAUCAUGAUAUCUUUCUGGAUCGACUACGGCACAAACUACAUAGGAGGGACCGGCGCGUCACAAUCCGACGCAGCAUGGCUGGUACCUAUCUGCUUGCAGCUCUUCCCAGCUGUGAUUCUGUUCAUUGGUAUUUUGUUCAUGCCUUUUUCGCCUAGAUGGCUAGUACAUCAUGGGAGAGAAGAGGAGGCAAGAAAAGUACUAGCGAGAUUGAGAGAUUUACCUCAGGAACAUGACUUAGUAGAAAUAGAGUUUCUGGAAAUCAAAGCUCAGAGUUUGUUUGAGCGGAGAUCGAUUGCGGAAUUAUGGCCUGGUCUCCAAGAAUUGACUUGGAUAAAUACUGCAAAGUUGCAAUUUGUGGCCGUGGGCAGUUUGUUUAGGACGAAAGCUAUGUUUAAGAGAGUGAUUGUCGCCACAGUCACUAUGUUUUUCCAGCAGUGGACUGGUAUUAAUGCAAUUCUCUACUACGCUCCCACAAUCUUCUCCUCCCUCGGUCUCUCCAGCAACACGGUCUCUCUCCUUGCCACCGGCGUCGUCGGCAUCGUAAUGUUCAUCGCGACCAUUCCCUCCGUCCUAUACAUCGACAAACUAGGUCGCAAACCCAUUCUCACCAUUGGUGCCAUCGGCAUGGCGACAUGCCACAUAAUCAUCGCGAUAAUCGUAGCGAAAAAUAGAGACUCAUGGGACGAGCAUAAAGCUGCGGGAUGGGCUGCUGUCGCUAUGGUUUGGCUCUUCGUGAUCCACUUUGGUUAUAGUUGGGGACCUUGCGCUUGGAUCCUCGUCGCGGAAAUCUGGCCCCUAUCCAACAGACCCUACGGCAUCGCUCUCGGCGCAUCCUCAAACUGGAUGAAUAAUUUUAUCGUCGGACAAGUAACACCUGAUAUGUUAAGUGGUAUAUCUUACGGAACCUAUAUUAUCUUCGGCUUAUUAACCUACGGCGGCGCGGCCUUUAUUUGGUGGGGUGUGCCUGAGACGAAAAGAUUGGGCUUGGAGGAAAUGGACCUAGUAUUCGGCAGCGAAGGCGUCGGCCGUGGCGAUCUCGAGAGAAUGGAAGCUGUACGCCGGGAGGUGGGACUGGAUAUAAUUCCUGGGAGGAUGGAUAGCAACGGCGAUGUAUCUCCCAUGACAGAGAAUAAGAGUGAAAGAGGAGAGAAGAUCCAUGAGAUGUAG
Messenger RNA from Sclerotinia sclerotiorum 1980 UF-70, 1722 nucleotides. RefSeq lists its product as hypothetical. Gene Ontology annotation, cellular component: membrane. Gene Ontology annotation, molecular function: carbohydrate:proton symporter activity. NCBI's taxonomy places the organism in Eukaryota, Fungi, Ascomycota, Leotiomycetes, Helotiales, Sclerotiniaceae. Bases 1 to 1722 code for a protein of 573 amino acids. Gene Ontology annotation, biological process: transmembrane transport; carbohydrate transport. The record is from RefSeq and is a predicted model, not a curated record. The transcript is spliced from 6 exons.